AUGGAGCCGAAGCGCUUUGAGGUUGACGAGGAAGAGCUCGGAUGCAAGAUCAGCAACGUGAAGCUGAGUGAAAAGUGCCGCUUGAAGGACGAAGGGAAGCCUGUUAAGGACGACGAAUCUCAUGAGAGACCCGAGGAAGCUGAAGAGAACGCCUCCGAGGAUGGAACGGGUCCGCCGCAAGAAGGAGGCUUCCCUCCCACAAGCUUUGUUUAA
This is a messenger RNA of Phytophthora infestans T30-4, 213 nucleotides long. RefSeq lists its product as uncharacterized. The record is from RefSeq and is a predicted model, not a curated record. Lineage: Eukaryota; Oomycota; Peronosporomycetes; Peronosporales; Peronosporaceae. The transcript has 2 exons. Bases 1 to 213 code for a protein of 70 amino acids.